CAUUAGGUGAAGAAAUAGUCCUCUGGGAAAGCAAGAGAAAGUAAGAGAAGAGGAGAGGGUUACGAAGAAGAAGAACAGAACCUUCCAAUAUAUUCUUAUUAUUUUUCCCAACCGAUCAAACCCAUUGAAGGAACAUCUUCUUCUGCUCUUCUCGGCUUCUUGAUUUUUGUCAGCUUGCGUUCUUAGAGAGAGAAAGUUAGAGAGAGAAAGAAAGUACAUUUGUGAGAAUGGAAGAAGAGGGUUAUCUGAAAAAAGGGUUAACUUCUUCACCAUCAUGGGCUUCUUGUUUGUCACCUUUAGCUCAGCCAUUUACCGUGAACCGUUCUCUUGUUGGUCAACCUUCUGCCUUGAAUUCGUUGACCAGCUUAAACCACAAACCUUUUACCCCUUGUCCAAGCAACCAUCUUGACCCAUUUGAUGAUUCCCUUUUGCCCAAUUCACUUUCUAAUCUCACUUUGAGUGAUCAAAUUUUGCCUGUGUCAGCCCCAACUUAUCCUUCUUAUUCUGCCCAUCAAUCUGAUUCUGUUAUUUUGGCAUCAAGCCCGGCCUUCCCUUUUGAUGAUCCCUCCGAGUUGGGUGCCGAGUCUUCAUUUUCGCAGUACCCAUUAGGGGAAUUCCAUGGAUUUUUUGAUUCUUCACCUGUGCCUGAUGAGACUAAGUUUGAUCCUUUGGCCUUUAAUAAGUCCUCUGUGUCCACUUACACCCAAUGCUCAAGUUAUGGGGGCGGGGGAAGGACGGCGGAUGGGAAAUACUUUGUUGGCUCGAGCAAAGUGGGAUCUUUGGCUGGUGAAGGCUUGCUUAAACAAGCAUCAGAUGUGCUAUCUUUGUCAAUGCUCCAAAAUAUCCCUCAAGACCCCAUGCUUGGAUCAUCGGCCAAUGGCACAGAUUUCACAACAUCUAGUUGCAUUUUGCCGAAGAAUGUGGAUCUUCCAGGCAAUUCUGUAGCCAGCAAUAAUAAGAGUUCUUCUGGUAGGAUUAUAUCAGGAAAUAGAGAUAUUCAUGGCCUGCCGAAUGCUUACAGCAACGAGGGUCACCAAGAUAAAGGCCUAGGGGACGAAGGCAUGGAAAUAAAGAAUGCCAAAUCUGUCCCUUGUAAGGCUUUGGAUCCUGUAGUAAUAGCCAAAUCUGAAGUGCGAUUUGCUAUUAAUGAUAUUUUUGAUGGUUCAGUCAUGGAACGUGUUGGCACCUUGGCAGCUAUUUCCACAAAAGGUUCUUCCAAAUUGUUGGAUGAGGAUGAGUCCGACUUGGAUUCACCCUGUUGGAAAGGAAUCCAGAAUUCUACUAAAUCUCCCAACAUAGUUGCAGAGUCUUCAAGCACACACUCUAUUCGAAAUGAAUCAGAGGCAGGUACCAGUUUGAAUCCUCGGGCACCCCAAUUUUUUCCUUCUCACUCCAAAGGAAGCAUAGAUUACUUGCAGAAUAAUACUGUUGGAGGUGUUCCAUAUUUUGGCAAGGGUGAAUGUUCGGCUUUUGAUUUAUCAUACAAAGAGACACCAAUUGUAGAUUCCUAUAAAGCUGGAUUGGAGACUCGUGGGUCGACCAAUGCGGUUGGCUAUCAAUAUUCUAAUGGUGUGAAUGAACCUGGAAAAGAAUCUGCCAUGCUUAAAGACUCAAAAAGUAGUUCUGCACUCAGUCCGCCUCAGAUGAUUAAACCUUAUCUUGUCGAUGGAUUCUUUACCUCAAAAGAGGUGUCAGUAAAAGGGGUGGAUUUUGAAGGCUUUGCGGACGGAAUCAUGGAUGCUGCAAAUAAGAAUCCAAGAAAUCUGUCUGCCCUUGCAGCAGAGUACGUUCCACAUUUAUCGUCUUCUGGAGUUGGUGCUCUCAGUGAUUGUAGUGAACUACUUCAGUGUCUAACCGAGUCUCUGUCUAAAUGUCCAAAAACAAAUGUCGCCGUUACGGUUAAUGCAAUACGUUGUCUGUCAGAUUUGCUUGUUGAAAACUGUUCAAAUGAUUUAGAUUCAUUGAAUGAGCACGAACAUGAAAUGAUUCGUCAUAUAAUCAAUAACCUUUAUGCGCUUAUCAAACAUAGGGUUGGAGAAGAGACUCCAAUUCUUGAUUUACUUCAUACAGGCAGUCUGGACUAUCGUGAUAAGUCAACGGCGACCUAUGAGCAAUCAAACAUGGAGUUCCAAGUUAUUCCAAGGACAAAAGAUCUGGUUGUUCGUCAGGAGCUUGAUAGUCGGAGUGACCAUGCCUGGCGAAAGAGUUAUUCUCAUGCGGCCACCAGGAAAAUGAAGGAUCUUGUUCCUUCGCCUAAAGACGUAGGCUGUUCUGAGAGGGGCAAUAGCAUUGUUCCGGUUCUUAGGAAUGCUCUGAAAGAAAAUCAAUGGAUUGAUGAAGAGAUACACCCACAAGUUUUCUUAAAUUUAUGGCUGGAAGCUGAAGGAGCUUUGUGCUCCAUGAAAUAUGAGAACUACAUUUUGCGAAUGAAAUUACAGAUGGAAGGGUGUCAAGCUGAGCAAAGAUAAGGUGUUACGUAAUCUUUUUCUAUCUAGGAAGCUUUACAAGUCUUAAUGGUUCUCCUGAGAUUUGGCAUGGGCUGUUGUUAUAAAUGAAGCUGCAGCUUGUUCAUACCGUUAUGUUAGGACGUGAAGUCAUCUGUACAUAGAAGUUACGAUGAAGUACGUAUGUGAAAGAAGUCUGCAUUCAAUAGCAUAUUCUCUUUCAGUUAAUUCAUCGGGCGAAAAGGUUUUUCGGGAUCAUGGAAAUUUAAAAACCUCUUGGACAAUUUUUUGGGAGAGAGGAUGAAUGACUAACUACAAUGUUGCAGUUGAAUAUGAGCUGCACAAUCAGAGUUUCUUUGGUGCAGCGAUCUACGCUGCGUGUUAGUUAAGUUCGUCAAGUAGAGCAGUUGAAAGUAACACAUUUUAAAGAGUGGUUUGGAGGUCAGCUACCGCAGGGUAUAAUAAUAGCGUCGAUCAAAAUGGAGGCAUGGGGUACUGCAAAGCGUUCUGUAAGAUUCUAAACUGGCAAAAUGAAUAUGAUGCUUUAAGGUUUUGUUUUAUGUGAGGCAUCUUCUCUCAUGUUUUUGGUCAUUUCAGACGAAUUAUCUGAUGUUCUCAGUUUGAUGCCUUUUGCUUUUAUAUGUCCCGUGAAUUAUACAGUAAAGGAGAUUCUAUCACUGUGAUCUUAUGUUGUAUAUGGUUAACGAA
Morus notabilis is the source of this 3152-nucleotide messenger RNA. RefSeq lists its product as uncharacterized. NCBI's taxonomy places the organism in Eukaryota, Viridiplantae, Streptophyta, Magnoliopsida, Rosales, Moraceae. The transcript has 7 exons. The coding region runs from base 228 to 2468 and encodes 746 amino acids. The record is from RefSeq and is a predicted model, not a curated record.